Molecule: messenger RNA, 1510 nt
Organism: Aspergillus aculeatinus CBS 121060
Lineage: Eukaryota; Fungi; Ascomycota; Eurotiomycetes; Eurotiales; Aspergillaceae
Product: MIP transporter
Exons: 4
Coding region: 364-1356 (330 amino acids)
Biological process (GO): transmembrane transport
Cellular component (GO): plasma membrane
Molecular function (GO): water channel activity
Source: RefSeq, a predicted model, not a curated record
CUAACUUGCAGACACCCCACCCCACAGGAAUCCGGGGUCUGAUGGGCCGGUUAGCCGAGCCGAAGGAUCCCGUUGUCCACACUUUCCACCCUUCCAGUGCAGCUCCGUUUCAUCCCGAUACGCUUGAUCCUGCAGGACACCGAGAUCGGGUUGGGAGCCUGGAAGGUGAUGAUGAUAGCAUUACGGAUGCGAGGGGGGGGCAUCGCCAUCUAAGCGAGUUUACCCGUCACUGCCCCUUAAGCUUAAGCUUUGCCUUUCCUCUCCCCAGCGGACCUUAUCUCUUCUAUCUCUGACCUUUGACACAUCCUCCCCCUUGUAUCUCUGCUAUCUCUGCUAUCUCUGCCGUUCGUGUGUCUGCCUCACAUGGCGGUGCCCUAUCUCCCCGAGUACGAGCAAGAGGAGACGGUGAUGCCCCCCGCGACGCCGCACCAUCUGCGCGAGCAUGGUCUGGAACCGGCCAACUCGCCCUUCGCGGGCCGCAUCGGCGGCAACCAGGACUUCGUGCUGGACCGCAGCGACCCCAAGAACCUGGCGGAGCUGGACCGGGUGCCCGACGCGGCGCCGUGCAUGAACGCGCAGGAGAUCUUCGAUCUGCGGGGGUUCCUGUCGCCGGAUCUGUGGAAGUUCGCCAUGCUGGAGUGUGUUGCCAGCAUGCUCAACACCUUCAUCUCCGCCUGGGUCACCACGCACCCGUACGCGCCCAUGACCGCCUCGACGGCGGCCUCCGGCGUCUACGGGACGGUCACCUUCUUCUCCCCGACCUUCGGCGGCCUGACCAACCUCCUUCUCACGCCGCUGCUCAUCUACACCUUCUCCCCCAGCUCGGGCGGCCACAUCAACCCCCUCAUCACGCUCGCCACCUUCUUCGCCCGCAUCAUCUCCUUCCCCCGCGCCGUGCUCUACAUCCUCGGCCAGACGCUGGGCGGCGCCCUCGCCGGCUUCGCGCUGCACGCCGCCUUCGGCGACCGCAACAUCACGGUCGGCGGGUGCUACAUCGACACGACCCAGGUGCCGGUCACCAGCGGGCUGGUGAUCGAGUUCUUCGCGUGUCUGAUCAUCGUGUGGCUGUGUUUCGGGGUGGCGUUGGAUCCGCGCCAGGCCAAGGUGUUUGGGCCCGCGGUCGGGCCGUGGUUGGUGGGUGUGGUGGUCGGUGUGAUUACGUGGGGGACUUCGUUUACCCGGGUGGGGUAUAUUGGGGCCAGUGUCAACCCGGCACGGUGUUUCGGGGCGUAUGUCGCCUCCGAGUUUCCGGGGUAUCAUUGGAUUCAUUGGGUCGGUCCGCUGGCGGCCUCGGUGGCGCAUGGGUUCGUGUAUUUCGUAGAUCCCCUGUGGAAGGAUCCUAGGGCCAAGUCGUGAGGAGACAAAUGGCUUGCGGAUCAUUGUACAGUAUUGAUAUGUGUGGUGUCUAUUAGCGUGUUCGUUGCAUUUCUGGAAUGCUUGGCGAAUUUCUUCUCGGUUCGCUUGAAUAAUGAUAUCUGUACAGCACUGGUUGCUGGACUUCGAACUCCAG